CGCGGUGUCGGUGGCGCGGUCGGUUCGGCAGCGGCCAUGUGGAGCGGGACGGGAGCGGGGCAGGGCGGGGGAUUCGGUGCCUUCGAUGGCGGGUACGGAACCACGGGCUCCUCGCGGCCCUCGGGCGGCUACACCCAGGCCCCGGGAGGCUUCGGCUCCCCCGCCGGCACCCAGGCGGAGAGGAAGCAGAGAAUGCGCUCUCAGAACAUCGUUCCCUGCACCGUGUCACAGCUGCUGGCAGCCGAGCAGGUGGACGAGACCUUCAGGAUCCGCGACGUGGAGAUCUCCCAGGUCACCAUCAUGGGGAUCAUUCGGCACGCUGAGAAAGCACCGACAAACAUUCUCUACAAAGUGGACGACAUGACUGCAGCCCCGAUGGAUGUCAGGCAGUGGGUUGAUACUGAUGCAGGGGGUGAGAACGUUGUGGUACCUCCAGGGACGUACGUGAAAGUCGCCGGGCACCUCCGGUCCUUCCAGAAUAAGAAAAGCUUGGUGGCAUUUAGGAUCAUGCCUCUGGAAAACAUGAAUGAGUUCACCACACACAUACUAGAGAUUGUCAACGCACAUAUGAUCCUAAGAAAAAAUCUUAUGUCAGCAUCAAGAGUUCCUCAGUCCUUUUCCUCUGCUGGGAUUGGUGACAUGGGGGGCUAUGGAGGAGGUGGCAGCUUACCAGUGAAUGGACUCACAGCACAUCAGAGUCAGGUGCUGAAUUUGAUUAAGAAUUGCCCUGUCCCUGAAGGUAUGAGUCUUCAAGAGUUGAAACUUCAGCUCCACAAUAUGAGCAUGCCAACAAUCAAGCAAGCUGUUGAGUUCCUGAGCAGCGAGGGACACAUCUACUCCACUGUGGAUGAUGAUCACUAUAAGUCAACAGAUGCUGAGUGAAGUUACUUCCAGAUGGAUUUAGUUCUAAGCAGAUGCUUGUCAGAAUAUCAAAUUAUCUUGCUGAGCUUUGCAACGUGGAAGGUGAAAAGCCAAUGAAAGGCCCAGAUACUCUGAGUGCCUCCUUGGAAUUAAGGAGAAGCAGAACAUGUAGGAUGCUGUUAAAUGGGCUUGAUUUAUAUGCUGUGACCAUGUGACUGAAAGCAUAAAAAGCCAUGGAGAAACUGAACUCAAAGAUUCAGAGCCUUCAGUUUGUCUCCUUAGAGGGUGCCUGUGUUAGAAGGAAGAACAUCUUUCUAACCUUGUCCUUGGCAGAUUUUCUUUUGUUUCUAGAACUGUUUCUUCUAACUCAGCUUUCAUUCCAUUUCAUUCAGAAAGUGGGUAACCAAGACUGAUAUUCCACUAAUGUACAGUAAUCAUGAAUAGAUUUUUAAUUGGUUUAGUUUGUGUUAAAAUCUAUAUUUGUACUAUGAUAGGACAUUGUUAAUAGAGCUUUUGAAUGUUUCUAAUAAAAUUGUAACUUGGUAGUCUUGG
This is a messenger RNA of Calypte anna (Anna's hummingbird), 1413 nucleotides long. It is a transcript of the gene RPA2, whose product is annotated as replication protein A2. Lineage: Eukaryota; Metazoa; Chordata; Aves; Apodiformes; Trochilidae. The coding region runs from base 37 to 882 and encodes 281 amino acids. Gene Ontology annotation, cellular component: chromosome, telomeric region; site of double-strand break; nucleus. Gene Ontology annotation, biological process: DNA replication; nucleotide-excision repair; double-strand break repair via homologous recombination. The record is from RefSeq and is a predicted model, not a curated record. Gene Ontology annotation, molecular function: DNA binding. The transcript has 9 exons.